AUGUUGUGGCAAUGGUGCCCCAAGGCGUGUGUCGGCCUGGUUGGCAGUACAUGGCAGUCCGUCGCGCGAUCAAGCGGUCCAAUUUUGGCAGCUGCUAUGUGCACAGCCGGAUUUAUAUGCGGUGUCUAUCAUGCGUAUCAUCUAUAUCAAGCAAAAAAAAGAAAAGAAUAUGUUGAUAAUCUGCCUGAGGAAUGGGUGCAGGUUGGGUACGUAAAGGGGCUGAAUGCAUACCCGGUAAAGUCAUGCACGGGUGUUCCACUUAACAACGCUGAAUGUUCUCCGCUGGGACUGAGGGAUGAUUUUAUUCGUGACAGAAUAUUGAUGGUCGUAACCGCAGAGGAUAACGUUGUUAUCAGAUUUAAAGCCUACCCGGAAUUGAUAAGAAUAAAACCCACAUUUAAAAAAUCAAUUUUAACAUUAAAACACCCAAAGAUGCAACCAAUUGUAAUUGAUUUAAAGAAGGUAAAGGCAAAGGAGAAGACUACACGCGCAACAAUUUCAUCAGCGUGCGUACCGGUUUAUGAUUGCGGCGAUGAAGUCAAUGAAUGGAUCACCAAAUGCCUGGAUGAUGAAGAUACAAAAUUUCGUUUGGUUUAUUAUGCCUCAGAAAACAGUCGAGAGAGAGCGGGUGACGUAACACGCUGGCCAAACAUAUAUGACGUCCUCAGACCAACCGAUACAGGUGCCUUUGCUGAUGAAGUUACUUACCACGUUUUAAAUGAAGCAUCGGUUGACGAUUUAAAUUUUCGCCUCAAAUUAAGAGGUAAAGAACUUCAAGUUGAUGAAACUCGCUUUCGGGCCAAUAUCUAUGUCUCAGGGUGUAAACCGUUUGAUGAAGACAACUGGAAAUAUGUAAAAAUUGGAGAAAAUGUUUUCCAAGUUAUCAAGCCCUGCAUAAGGUGCAUAGCCACAGUUGUAAAUCCUGAGACUGGUGUUCGUGAUAAGAGUCUUGAACCACUGGAAACAUUAAGGAGUUAUCGCCAAGCUACAGAUCCCGCUGUACGUAAGGAGGCUGGCAACGCGCCGCUGAUGGGCAUACAUAUGGCACUACGCAGUGAGCCUGGUGGCAUAAUCUCUUUAAAUAACCCUAUUUAUGUUGCUUAUUAG
This is a messenger RNA of Arctia plantaginis, 1107 nucleotides long. The record is from the annotation of a GenBank genome assembly. Lineage: Eukaryota; Metazoa; Arthropoda; Insecta; Lepidoptera; Erebidae.